CUGUGCACGUUUUGUACUGUUUUAUUCAUUUUACAUACCCUAUUUCUAACCCUUUUUCAAACUUUCAGGUCCAUUUCCGAGGGUGAUUGUGCUCCUAACGUGCCUUCUUCUGUACAGAUUGUCGAAGUUUCAUGUGAAAGUCCGGCGCCUACUACUUCAGAAUCGAUCGAUCUUGAAACAGCUUUAUCAGUAGAACAAGAAACGAGUAGUGAACCACCUGCAGAUGCUUCCGCAGGAUCUAGUUUGUUCAAUUGUGAGUGGGUUGACAACUUGUACUUCAACUCACUCGCCCCCCUACCCGAGAUUGUGCAAGAACCUUACUGGAAGUCAAUGGAGAAAGAGCUUAUAGAGCUCCGGCAGCAAGAUGCGGUUACGUCAAAGGAUCUGGAAGAGUCGAAUAUCUACAUGUAUUCUCUUCAACUAUCUUUGUGUGCGAUGGAAGAGGCGAGAUGGUUCAAUGAAAUGUCAAAAGAUCCUGAGUUGUCGAAGCUCUUCAAUGAGAUCGACCCUAAAUUUCCUUUGGCUGUAAAUCACCUGCCUGGUGAUGCAGAAGGCUGUGGUCCAUCUACAUCUGAAAUGACCGCUUCAAACGAGAACCUUGACAAGAAGGCGGAGACACCAGCAGAUUCCGUCGUUUCAUGCAAUAAUAAUCCGACUUUUUUCCUGCACAAAAGAAGGUCCAUUCGCCGCCCUCAGCUUCAUGGUAGUGGAAAUUCGUUGAAAAGGUCUGAUCCAACGUGCGCUGAGUUGGCAGCGACUGCUUUGGAA
Molecule: messenger RNA, 768 nt
Organism: Strongylus vulgaris
Lineage: Eukaryota; Metazoa; Nematoda; Chromadorea; Rhabditida; Strongylidae
Source: the annotation of a GenBank genome assembly